Molecule: messenger RNA, 4364 nt
Organism: Trichoplusia ni (cabbage looper)
Lineage: Eukaryota; Metazoa; Arthropoda; Insecta; Lepidoptera; Noctuidae
Product: cAMP-dependent protein kinase catalytic subunit alpha-like
Exons: 8
Coding region: 316-1509 (397 amino acids)
Biological process (GO): peptidyl-serine phosphorylation; stabilization of membrane potential; potassium ion transmembrane transport
Cellular component (GO): membrane; cAMP-dependent protein kinase complex; nucleus
Molecular function (GO): ATP binding; potassium ion leak channel activity; cAMP-dependent protein kinase activity
Source: RefSeq, a predicted model, not a curated record
GAACAUUUUCAGUUAUUCGCGAGUCGCCGUCGAGUAAGCAUGUUCGUUGGUCGCGCCUCGCCGGGCACGCGAUCACUACGAACUUCCUAACUUUGUGACAACUUGUGAUUGUGAAUAUUAGAAUUGCUAAUUACUUUUAAUAUUACUGUGAACUUUAUAAUAAGUGAAUGUUAAACUUGAACUUGUAAAAUCUGCUGUAACAGUAGCUUCAUGAGAUACAGUGCUUAAUCACAAUGACUAUAAAAAAAAACCGAACUCAGAAAAACAAUUGAGAAAUGGUGGAGCUAUUACUAAAAGUGACAAGGACCUAACAAUAUGUGUAAGGACGUGAAGAAUGUGUCUUGGGAGACGGAGACCCUGAUGGGUACUCCUCCCAAGUCGAAAUGGGGGAGCUUCGAGCCACGAGCCGCGUUGUCCCACGUCGGACUAUUCGUGGCUCUCAUGCUGUACACAGGAGGCGGGGGUUUGGUUUUUCGGGCUUUGGAGUAUCCUGCCGAAAUGGCCAAGCAGGAGUUUCAUAGAGAGAGGCUUGUUACGGAGAGGUGGAAUCUAAUUCGUUUUGUUUCGGAGCGCAGCAACGCUACUGACAAUGAUGAUGUCGAGAAACUACUCAGCGAUCAUUUAGCUGUGUAUGAGAGGGUUCUAGAAGAGGCAUCCUCAAGUGGUUUGGCUUUGGAGGUGGAAAAUAAUUUUCCGCCGCUUGAAGAAAAAUGGAGUAUUCUACAAGCUGUGUUUUUUUCAUCAACCGUGCUCACCACAAUAGGUUAUGGUAAUAUAGUACCCGAGACGUUCUGGGGUAGACUGUUCUGUAUCGCGUAUGCCCUGAUUGGGAUACCUCUUACCCUGACCGUCAUCGCUGACUUAGGACGAGUCUUUGCCACCGUUGUAUCGAUCAUCGCUAAGCAGCUUCCUGCGAUGCCCAAAUGCUGUACCCGAGUGUCCGAUGCGAACCCUACCGGGCAAAGGUCAUUGUAUGCCUUCGGUGCAGUAGGUUUUCUAUUUUUGUACCUGUCUGCCGGAGCUGGGCUGUUCAAGAUGUGGGAGGACGACUGGACCUUCUACGAUGGAUUUUAUUUCUGCUUUAUUACCAUGACCACUAUCGGCUUCGGUGAUAUUGUUCCUAAAAGACCAAAGUACAUGUUAAUAUGUACGGUAUAUAUUCUAAUUGGUUUGGCACUGACGUCCACGAUUAUUGAGCUGGUGAGACGGCAGUACGCGCAGUCCUGGCAACAACUGCGGGCUCUUUCUGGGCCAUUGGCAGACACACUUAGAAGACUGGGUGACGCUGGCAGGGGGGUAGACGUCUCAGCUCUACACAGCGAUCUCCGAAAAGUGCUCACAGUGGUUACGAUGCCACGUCUGAGUAGCGCCAACGGGAGUGCUCUCACAGACAAGAGAAGACUGGAGUGGGAGGCGGCUGUGGAAGCCGUCAUCAGGGACAUCACAGCUCCAGCGCCCACUCAGAAACCACCAAUAGUUCAGAUCGUCAUAUACGAAUCAUCUGUAUAACAAGUACUGAAAAUUACAAGUGGCUUAUACUUUUGUAUCAAUAUUUUGGGGCCUAAUUGACACAAGCUCAAUCGCCGUCACAUUAAUAACGAAAUGCUUCCAAUAAAGCCACAGCUAAUGCUAUUAAUUCCAAUUAUUAUACGAGUCUUUAUCACGGUCUCAUUCCGCGUGAUAUUUAGACAUUAUGCGUCAAAGUUCAAGGCCAGGGACCCUUGUUCGCUUGGAUAACGCACUCGGUAUGUAAUCGCGAAUACUGCCUUGUUCAUAAUACUGAUGGGGCAAGCGCUGUAAUGCGACACUCUCUUAGGCAUUCAGUUCUGUCUGUGUGCCAAUAUCGGAAAAAGAAGUGACUUGUCUUUAUACACAGCGGACUUUUGUUUAACGUUUCUCAUUUAGACGUUACGACCGGCGGCGUAUUGUCUGGACUACAGUGAUGAAUACAUUUAUUUUUGUACACUCUCGUUCACGGUCAGUAUUUAAACUGUUUUAUAAUGCUUUUAUGUUUUGACGUUUGGAAUAGGUCGUCGUAAUGAUACAUUAUGUAUCUGUUUUGCGGAAUAAUGAAUGAUGCAGUUCGUUGCACUGUCAUGUCUACAAUGAUUAACGUGUAUUGAUGAUGUCACAAGCACUAGAGAAAUUAUGCCGCACAUAAUCUUGUUUAAACAUAUUUUACUUAUAAAUUUCCUGUAUUAUUUAAUUCGAAUCUACAAAUGUAAAUUUAAUUACAUUAAGGUUGGCGACAGAAGUAAAUAAAAAGGGUAAAUAAAGUUGGAAAUCGAAAGGUUAAUGAACGCAUUAACCGUAGUGGAAAUGAGAUUGCAGGACCCUAAUGUGUUUGGGAUUGCGUAUAAAGGCUAAUAGAGGAUGAUAUUACCGAACUUGUUGAACGAUACGAUAUUUGUUGGUGAUAAACUCUUGUGUAUAUUUCAUACAUAGAUAUAAUUUGCCUCAAGAAGUAAAUAUGUAGAGGAAUAUUGAUUUGAUUGAAUCAAUAGGUGAAAUAGAACAAGAUAUUUUUACAAAUUUUGACUAGGUAUACGCACUACCGAUUACUACAAUGAGUUGACUAUACAAUAUUAAAAAAAUAAUUCAAUAUAUAGAUUGAUUGACAAAAGUCUGAGAAGAAAUUAAAUGAGAAUUAUGUUUAUCGAACUUUUUCUAGAACUAUAUGUCAAGUGACCAGGAAUUGCUACAUAAGAAUGAGAAUAUUUGUAAAGAUUGUUUUAUUCGCUAAUGUAUAUAAUGUAAUGUAAUACGUUGAGGUGUGUCAAGAUACCGUUGUUUUGUUUAUUUGUUGAAUCUGUCUGUACAUUAUAUUCUUGCUAACAUUUUAUAAAUUGACAGUAAAAUAAAUCUUCGUUGAAAGCUGACUGCUAUUCUUAGAAAUGUAUAAAAGCAUUUUUCUUUGUGAUUGUGUUGUUUUUGGAUUGAAUGGAAAGAAUUUGUUUCGGCGUGGAAGAUCGGACUUGAAAUAGUCUAGAAAAAUCUUAAAAAAGCGAUAAAUUAUAAGAAAAGGCGUUCGUGCUUGUGUCAGACUCAGUCCGAGUGUUAGGACACAGAUAGGACUUGAAUACGUUACUUUUAAUAUAUAAACUUUGGAUAAAAACUUAUUUCGUUAUACGUAAAAUGUCUUUUAAUGUUAUUUUUGUAUUUUAAUAUUAUUUUCACUGAUUUUUUUAUUAAUUUUGUUUUAGAGAACCAAUCCGAUUGUGUUGUCAUUAGUCUUAAGUCUGUCUUAAGAAAGAAUGAGUCAGUUUUAGUAUGUUUUGUUAAAUUGUGUGAAUGAUGUAGUUAGUGUUUACAAAGUUAUUUAGUCCGACGAAUUAGUCUAAACCACGUAAUUUGCAAAAUUUGAUGAAACAGCUGAUAUGUUGAUGUAGUACUAACUACUUACGAGUUUCAUGAUUUACUUCUGAGUUAUUUUGAUUCAGAAAUGUAAGUAAAUCCUACAACUUGCAAUAAAGAACAAUCGUUAUUUAAUAUGUGAGUUGUCAGCAUCGAUCACUAUGCAAUCGACCACUAUCAUUGUGCAUUGUGUAAAUGGGACUGGUUUGAAAAUGAACAAACCUUCACAUACUUCGAAGUAAGUGUUUAAAUAAUAUUAUUAUUCAAUAAUAAUAAAGAACAAUUAAUCAACCUCCAAUAAAUUCCUAAAGUAAAACUUGCAGUAGUGGAAACGAGACGGCACGUUAAUAAUAGAACUACUGCAUUAGAGAUGAUGGUAGGCACUCAGAGAUUGCCAUCUAAUAUAUUUCAAUUGAUAUUUGUAACAAUAGAAUCAGCUCGUACAUCAGCUGUCCCAAGUAGAAGCGAGACAGGGAACUGAACUUGGAGUUUAAGCUCGUGGCGUCUCCUUUCCACAAAAAGCUUAAGAGGCUAAACAUUCUUUUACUUUCCAUAAUAUUCCCUCUCUAUCUGAUUUCUAAGAACAUCAAAAGGUGUUAUGACAUGAAGAGACUACUCAUAAUUAAUCAAAACCAGCUCGGAUCUAAGCCUUGUGCUAAUGCUAGUUAAUGACGUCACUAUCCGAUGUAACGAUUAUGAGUUCACGUUUGCAUAUUUAUUGCGCUGUGAACAGAUGGCCGCUUGUACACGUCACAGAAACGUUUGAAAAGACAUUAAUUGUUUAAAAUUGUACACAAGGCAUAUCUAUCUAUUUACUAAGCUGUAAAUUAUAUCGGAUUACAUCCUGUAAUAAUGUAAGCGUUUUGGCAGACGUUGUAAUUUUAUGUAGCCGUACGUUUGAUUAUAGACUGUAACCGUUACAUUGUUAAUGCAUUUGGUACUUUGAAUACACGAUUUGAACUAAAGCUGGGGGAUUAAUAAAAUGUUCAAUAAAUUAUUUGCAUUUUUAA